AUAAGAUGCCGCCCAAAAAGAAGCUUUCGAAGAAGGAGAAGGCCCGUCUGGAGGCCGAGCAGGCUGAGCUCAUGCGAAUUGAAAUGGAGAAGGAAAAACUUAAAAAGCUGGAGGAGGCCCGUCAGCGCAAGAAACUAGAGAUGGAGCAGGCCAAGCACCGGCAGCAACAGGAGGUGGCCGAAAACCGGAAACGGCGAUCGCAACUCAAGGACAGCAUGCUCUUCUUCGACGCCGUGCGAACGGCCAUCGAAGCCAUCAAAGAUGGCGAGCGGCACGAACGGGACUGGGAGAAGUUCAUGCGUUGCAAUGGCCUGCCAAAUGCGGCCAGUCCCAGUGACCUGCGCAAGUACAUCCAUCAGUGGCACACGGACAUAGCCAAGCGUCAACUGGAGUCCCGCAACUGGCUCCUGCGCACCGAUGAACGAACUCUACUGACCCAAGAUGCCCAGGUGCCGGAUCUCACGAGGAUUUCACUGCGCCAACAGCAGGGACGACUGGGCGAUGUCUACUCGCAGAGGAUUAAGGAGGUUCUGGGGAUUCUCAAUGAGUUGGAUGAAAUGCUGCCUUUCAAGCAGAAAUCCGCCAUGAUUGCCGCUGAUUUGGUUAAACUAAAGACUGAGAUGAGGGUCUUCCUCAAGCAACAUCUCGAUGAGUUCACCUACAAGACCAUGUCGCAUAUAGAAAGGGAUAUGGAAAUCGAUAGACCAGGAGUCUCAAAACACAUCUACAGCUCGGAUGUCUUCCAGAGCUUCGUUUGGACCUUCUCCAAGGAUGCUCAAAUAGCCCUUAACCCAAAAGCACGAAUUGGCGAACAAUCUGCCCACAAUGAGAUCGAUUUUCCCACCAUUGAAAUGCAAAUCUCACUGCCACCCACGGUCUACCUUCAGAGUUCAGCCUUGCGAGGUCUCUGGCUGAACUAUGACCACUUCAGUGACUACUGCAGCAGCUAUUGCUUGAAGCAUGCACGAUCUGCCAAUGCCAAUAUCCUGCGGCAAACAAAGCGGGAGUGGCGCAAACGCAAAGAGAUCCUGCAGGCGAUGCUGGACGAGUGCGGCAGGGAAAUUCCACUCUCAGAGUUAGAACAGCUCACCCAGGACCAGCACUCGGCCAGUUCGCAGCCGCCGCGGGAACGCACCUACGAUGUGGAUAAACUUUAUGCAGAGUACGAGGAUGAGCUGAGCAAGGCCCAUCGCAGGGCCAUUGGACCCGAAGCCUAUGGAAUGCUAGAGACGGACGUCAAUCUACGGAAAUAUCGCAUCAUUGGCGGUGUCUACUGCAUCGACUUCCUGGAAACACCACAGCAGGAUAAGCAGCUAAAUGCCAGAUCCUUCAUUCGAACCAUAACUUCGGCCAACAGUUUGGUGCACAAGGAAUACUACCAGACCUACAAGCCACCGCCUCCGGUUCUGCCAGGUGUAAGACGACUGCCCGAAGAGAUUGAGGCUGAAAUGCGAAUGAUUGAAGCGGCCCUGGACAAACUGGCAUUGGUCACUCUGCAACUACCCGAUUCUGUGAUUUGGUUUGAGCCACCUGUGGCCUGUCGCUGGGAAACCAAUGUAGAAACUCUAGAAAUGGAGCUAGCCGAUGGCAUAAAGCCGGAGGUUAAGAAACCAACCGAGGAUGCUGAUGGAGAGGGGGAUGCCACGGGUGCUGUCAGUGGAACGGCGGCUGCUACAACAGCCACGCCUACUGAAGCCACUCCGCUGUCCACCCACGCCCAAGCCAGUCCCCUUAAAAGUUCACCUCGCUGCCCAGCCCGCAUGCGUUCCCAGAAAUCAGACAUUCCUGGUGAAUCCCAACAGCAGAUACUUCGGGAAAUCAAUGACUUUGAUCUGCGGGCCAUUCCCAGCAAUGUGGAUUUAUACGGUCUGGUCAAGGAUUUUGUGGUUCCACGUCUGCCCCAAGGAUUCUGCGUUCGCAUUGAGCAAUCGACCCCGAUUAUGUCCACCGGCAUGAGACAGCGAAAGGUAAUGUUUCUAGCUCGGCAAACCCACAUUCGAUUGGGUCAGGGAUUGGGUUUGGGUAAAGAUCUGAAAGAUGAUCAGCUGGCGAUACCCAAGGAACUGCAGAAGCUUCAGUUGAAUGCCAAGACCGGUCUGGGAUCUGAGUUUCUGGACACUGAGGAACCCGCCGAGAUGUUUCCGCCUCUCUGCUUCGAUAAGCUUCUGAAGUUCCGGCAAAUGGCUCCACGGAAUAAGCCACCUGCCCACCACCAAGGCUAUCUGUUCUCCCAGUUAAUUGAGGACAUGGACCGACUUUGGCGAUUGCAGUUGCCCAGAGAUCAGCAGGAGGAACUCAUCCAGCAAAUAUCCGAGCAGCUAUCGCCCACUGGUUCGCGAUCCAGUGAGUCGGGUGAAAAGGCACCCAAAGAGGCAGAAACUGAUGGAGAUCUUCAGGAGAACAUGCAACCACUUAGCCAGGAGCUAGUGGAUGUCCUGCAACCUGCCGCAGCAGCCGCUGCCUUUGCCUACUACACGGGUAUAUCCUUUGUCCGGGACUCACAGCUGCCACCAGAACCAGAACCAGAGACCACAGCCAAACGCUCUAACAGCAUGGAUAGCAGUGAGGACGACGACGAUGAUGUGGAUAGCCUGGUGGAGCUUCUCGAAGGUGGCACCUCCACGGCAGCCAACACUCUCCACGACCUGCUGGGUCCACCGACAAACAGUGACAGCAGUGACAGCGAAAGCAAACAGAAAAUGAGCAAUGCGGCAGCCAUAACCCAGGGCAAGUGGAGCACCCGCGAUGUCCACGACACCAAGUUCAACGAGGACAAGCUCUCGAUACAGUUUCGAACUGGAAGAUUGGGAAUCUUUGGUUUUGCUUUGAAUAAAUACAGCAAUAUGCCCUAUCAGACUUGGGACUUACGCCCAGAUAUGAAAAAUCCUGGCACUAUCAUCUUUAGUUUUACUGCCUCUCUGAUCAGUCUGGAUAUGACUAUAACCGAAUCGGGCUAUACGGUUAAUAACUUUCAGGGCGGCAGUACUCAAGGCAUCACCGAUAUGAUUGGGAAAACAUUAUCCCUGACAGAGCUUAAGGCCACGCUGAUUCUAUCUGCGGUGGAUAUUUUCCCGGAUGAGGAUGCCUUCUGCUAUACAGAGGGAUCCUGUGAGAAGAACUACGUCAUGGAGAUGCACUGCUAUGCGUGUCUCUCGACUCUAGCUCAAUCGCACAAUUUCAGUUGGUCUCGAUGGAAUCUUUUGGCCGGUUCCCGGACUGCUGUCCUGUUGGUUCGCGAACUAAUCGAGGGCAAGAAGGUGCCUUACUACUCCACAUUGCUGGUUACUCCCCUUAAGACUUCGAUUAUUGAUUGUACGGAAGUAUCAGCCAGUUUUAAUGCUGUUGGAAUUCCAGGAAUGGAAUACUAUGCCGAUCUCUAUCAGCUAUCACAGGCUCAUUCGCAGCCAGGCAGUCUGGAGAAACAGAGGACCAUGAGCCCUGUUCUAAGGGACAAUGUGGCCAAGAUUCUAAUGGCCAUUCGACCACUGAGCUUGUGUUGA
Messenger RNA from Drosophila eugracilis, 3500 nucleotides. Its product is annotated as axonemal 84 kDa protein. Bases 6 to 3500 code for a protein of 1164 amino acids. The record is from RefSeq and is a predicted model, not a curated record. NCBI's taxonomy places the organism in Eukaryota, Metazoa, Arthropoda, Insecta, Diptera, Drosophilidae. The transcript has 13 exons. Gene Ontology annotation, molecular function: microtubule binding; beta-tubulin binding.